UUCCUUGCUAAAUGCUUCCGUUAGGUCUAAAGUAAACAUUUGUAUUUGACAAAAGAUUCAACAUGGCUGUCGAGUGUGUUGUCAAAAAUGCAGCAAAAUCAUGUGGAGAAGGCCCCCAUUGGGAUGACGCCACCAAUACGCUUUUGUACGUAGAUGCAGUAGAAAAAACUAUUCACAGAUAUCAACCUGGAACAAAAACGGACGAAGGUUUUUAUACGGAAGACAUAGUAACAUUUGUGGUUCCUGCCAGAAGAGGAGGGUUCAUUGCUGCGGUGGGAUGUUGUCUAGUUCAUCUUGACUGGGACACCAAAAAAGUGAUCAAACUUCAAGAGUCGGAUCAAAAACUACAGUUCAAUGACGGUAAAUGUGAUCCCCAGGGGAGGGUCUGGGCAGGAACGGUCGGUCCGAUUGCUUCUGAUCUUGAAAAUAUGCCUAGAAUUGGAAGCUUAUAUCGAUUAGAUUUGGAUGGCAGUUUACAUGCAAUGGCCAGAGAUAUCGGUAUUUCUAACGGUCUUGCGUGGUCAUCAGACGAGAAAUUUAUGUUUCACAUCGACUCAAUACCACGCAAAGUCUAUCGUUACGAUUUUGACACAUCCACGGGAAAUAUAUCCAACCAGAGAGUGGCUGUUGACAUGGAGGGUAAAUCCGUGGAAGAUUAUGGUUAUCCUGACGGUAUGACAAUGGACGCUGAGGACAAACUCUGGGUAGCUUGUUUCUUGGCUGGAAAAGUCGCUAGAUACGAUCCAGAAACGGGACAACGACUUCAGUGCAUUGACAUCCCGUCUGUUCUGAGGGUCACUUCCUGUUGUUUUGGCGGGAAGGGGCUAGAUGAACUUUACGUCACCACUUCAGCUUAUGGAACUGACGAGGCAAUUUCAUCAGAAGAAUUUGAGAAAUAUCCACUCUCCGGGUCUUUGUUUCGAGUUACAGGCCUGGGAGUGAAAGGUCGAAAUGCACACAUUUACGAAGGGAAAGUUGAUUAUCUAUAGAUUUUUAAUUAAAAUAAACCAAUAAGAUGAAACAACGGGGACAAUCAAAUCGCUUUUUUAGUUAUUCUAACUGUUCUUCUUUGAAAAUUAAACAAAGAAAUGAAAA
Molecule: messenger RNA, 1095 nt
Organism: Magallana angulata
Lineage: Eukaryota; Metazoa; Mollusca; Bivalvia; Ostreida; Ostreidae
Product: regucalcin-like
Exons: 5
Coding region: 63-989 (308 amino acids)
Biological process (GO): L-ascorbic acid biosynthetic process
Molecular function (GO): gluconolactonase activity; calcium ion binding
Source: RefSeq, a predicted model, not a curated record